This is a messenger RNA of Olea europaea var. sylvestris, 1440 nucleotides long. RefSeq names its product pyruvate kinase isozyme A, chloroplastic. The record is from RefSeq and is a predicted model, not a curated record. NCBI's taxonomy places the organism in Eukaryota, Viridiplantae, Streptophyta, Magnoliopsida, Lamiales, Oleaceae. Gene Ontology annotation, biological process: glycolytic process. Gene Ontology annotation, molecular function: pyruvate kinase activity; potassium ion binding; magnesium ion binding. Gene Ontology annotation, cellular component: cytoplasm; chloroplast stroma.
AUGACUUGGACGAUAGAAAAUCUUGGAAAUUGGAAUGUGAUACUCCCAACAUAUAACAAUUUUGUGAAUUGUUCUAUAAAUACAAGUCCCUUUGAAGUUAUUCAUGGUUAUGAAUCUAGGGAAAUUUUAGACCUUAUUCCCAUGUCCCCACAUGCUACUGUAUCUAUGUCAGUUGAGGUAGUUGUAUCACAUCUUUAUAACUUGCAUAUUGAGAUCAAUAAACAACUUAAACAACUUCAAGCUAAUUUGAAUAAGCUAAAUUUUGAAUUUAAUAUUGGGGAUUAUGUUAUGUUGCAAGAUGGGGAUGUAUACUUUAGUGUUCAAGCGUUUGAUUUCCUUCUCCCAGAACACACUAUUAAUGUGAAGUAUGAGGGAUUUGCUGAAGAUGUGGAAGUGGGUGUUGAACUUUUAGUAUAUGGUGAAAUGGUGAGAUUUCAAGCGAUUAAAAAAAUUGGUCCAGAUGUCAAGUACUGUUGUACAGAUCCCGAACUUCUGUUACCUCGAGCUAACCUUACCUUUUGGCAUGAUUCGAGCUUAGUUCAGGAGUGUAGUGCGAUGCUUCCAACAAUAUCUUUGAAGGAUUGGCUGGACAUUGAUUUUUGGAUUGCAGAAGGUGUUGAUUUUAUUGCUAUAUCAUUUGUCAAGUCAGCUGAAGUUAUAAAUCACCCUAAGAUCUAUAUUAAGGCACGAGCUCGUGAUGGUGACAUAUCUGUUAUUCCAAAAAUAGAAAGUAUUGAUUCAUUGAAGAACUUGAAGAAAACCAUUCAAACAUCUGAUGGUGCUAUGCUGGCAAGAUGCGAUCUAGGUGCUCAAAUUCCAUUGGAAAAAGUUCAAUCAGGACAAUAGAGAAGAUUCCAAAUCUACAGGAAAUUAAAUAGGCAUGUUGUUGUUGCCAGUUAGUUUGAAGUGGCUGAUAUUUCUGAAGCAGUACGUUAGCGGUCAGAUGCUUUACUGCUUUUUGGUGAGUCUGCCAUGGGCUAGUACCCUGAGAAGGCAUUGACUGUUUUAAGAAUUGUGAGUCUAAGGCUCCAAAGGUGGUGGACAAAGAAGAAACAUAAUGAAGCUAUAUAACUCCUGGGUGGCUUUGUCUUGUCAGACAGCAUUUCAGAGGAGAUUUGCAACUCUGCUGCUAAGAUGGCCAACAAUUUACGGGUGGAUGCUAUUUUUGUUUACACGAAGACUGGUAACAUGGCAUCUAUUCUAUCAUGCUGUCGACCUGACUAUCCAAUUUUCACAUUUACUAACUCGAAGUCUAUACGCAGACGUCGGAACCUGCAAUGGGGUCUCAUACCAUUCCGUUUGAGCUAUUCAAAUGAUAUGGAAAGCAACCUCAACAAGACUUUCUCCUUGCUCAAGGCCCAAGGGAUGAUUAAGUCAGGUGACCUCGUAAUUGCUGUCUCAGAUAUGCUACAAUCUAUUCAAGUUAUGAAUGUUCCAUGA